AACGGGGAACAGAUAAGAGGUAGCUGUAAGACUCCACCACAGCCACCAAUUCAACACAAUGAACACUCUUCACUAUUCAUCUCAUUACUUUGCAUAAAUGCAGACCACAUCAUGCUUUUAUCAACAAAGAAGAAUUCAUGGACGACCUCUUCUUCUGCACAUCUCUGCCCCUCAUCUUCAUCCUCUUGAUCACCAUCAAAUCCCUAUUUCGAUCAAAACAACACAGUCGCACAAACCUCCCACCAAGCCCUCCAUCUUUACCAAUUAUAGGCCAUCUCCAUCUCCUAAAACCGUUGGCCCAUCGGACCUUCCACCAUCUCUCACAAAAAUAUGGCCCUGUUUUCUCCCUCUGGUUCGGCGCACAUCGUGUGGUUGUAGUCUCUUCAUCCUCAAUUGCUGAAGAAUGUUUCACCAAAAACGAUGUAGUUCUGGCAAACCGUCCUCGCUUCAUGCUUGCAGGCAAACACAUGGGCUACAACUACACCACUGUGGUGGAGUCCCCAUAUGGGGAUCACUGGCGCAACCUACGCCGUAUUGGCGCUACCGAUAUCUACUCUCCCACUAGGCUCAACAUGUUCUCGAGCAUCAGGAAGGACGAAGUCAAGCAAUUGCUAUUCAGACUCUCACACAACUCACGUGAAGAUUUUGCAAAGGUGGACUUGAGAUCCAUGUUCUCUGAGCUGACAUUUAACAUCAUAAUGACAAUGGUGGCAGGGAAGAGGUAUUAUGGAGAUGGCAUGUCAGACAAAGAAGAGUCCAAACAGUUCAGAGAUCUCAUGAGCGAGGGUUUGUCGUAUGGUGGCGCAACAAACCCCUCAGACUUUGUGCCUAUAUUGAAAUGGUUUGGAGGUGGUGGGGCUGAGAAGAAGGUGAUGGACUUGGGUAAGAGGAUGGAUGCAUUCUUGCAAGGUUUGAUCGAUGAGCAGAAUCUGAGUAAAACUACUUCAGAUCGGAGUACAGCAAAUACUUUGAUCCACCAUUUACUUUCUCUUCAAGAAUCACAGCCUGAGUAUUACACUGACCAAAUUAUCAAAGGGCUUAUACUGGUUAUGCUUUUGGGGGGUACUGAUUCUUCAUCCCUGACAAUGGAAUGGGUCAUGUCCAAUCUGCUCAACCAUCCUGAGGUGUUAAAAAGGGCUAGAGCUGAACUGGAUGCUGAAUUUGGACAAGAACGCUUAAUAGACGAACCAGAUGUCUUCAAACUACCUUACCUACAAAGUAUCAUCUCCGAGACUCUCCGAUUGUACCCAACAGGCCCACUACUAGUACCUCAUUAUUCAUCUGAUGACUGCACCAUUGGAGGAUUCAAUGUGCCACGUGACACAACGGUAAUGAUCAACGCUUGGGCCAUACAUAGAGAUCCUAAGUUGUGGGAUGAUCCAGAAAGCUUCAAGCCUGAAAGGUUUGCAAAAGGUGGAGAAGAGCUGUACAAGCUCAUGCCAUUUGGACAAGGAAGAAGGGCUUGCCCUGGUAUAGGGAUGGCCCAACGUGUGGUUGGCUUAACUUUGGGAUCAUUGAUUCAAUGUUUCGAGUGGGAAAGAAUCAGUGAGAUGAAGGUUGAUAUGAGCGAAGGUAAAGGACUCACAAUGCCUAAAGCUGUGCCACUGGAGGCUAUGUGCAAAGCACGCCCUAUUGUGAACAAAGUUCUCUUUUAGAUAAAAAUCCAGAACAUAAUGAGAGUACUGUAAUAAUUUAAAGUACAUAUUCAUACUUCCACAUAAUGAGAGUACUGUAAUAAUUUGAAGUACAUAUUCAUACUUCCAUUGAUAUGUCAUCUAGUAUAUUCAAUUCAAAUCA
Molecule: messenger RNA, 1797 nt
Organism: Rosa chinensis
Lineage: Eukaryota; Viridiplantae; Streptophyta; Magnoliopsida; Rosales; Rosaceae
Product: cytochrome P450 81Q32
Exons: 2
Coding region: 138-1655 (505 amino acids)
Molecular function (GO): monooxygenase activity; oxidoreductase activity, acting on paired donors, with incorporation or reduction of molecular oxygen; iron ion binding
Source: RefSeq, a predicted model, not a curated record